GCCCAGCUCACGUACUACGGUUGACGGGUUGAGAGAUUUUAAGUGGAUUUUAGGGUUCCAUUGAUACUUCUCUGGAACGAACGAACGAAAGAGGCAGGCCGCCGUCCUCCAUCUCAGGUAUUUGCAUAAGGGAAGAAGCUCAAUCGCCUUUCAGCCAUGUCUCUUGUUGCAAAUGAGGACUUCCAGCACAUUCUUCGUGUACAGAACACGAAUGUUGAUGGCAAGCAAAAGAUCAUGUUUGCUAUGACCUCCAUCAAGGGUAUCGGUCGUCGUUUUGCAAAUAUCGUUUGCAAGAAGGCUGAUGUAGACAUGAACAAGAGGGCUGGUGAGCUGUCUAGUGCCGAGAUUGAUAACCUGAUGACAAUUGUGGCUAAUCCUCGCCAGUUUAAAAUCCCGGACUGGUUUCUUAACAGAAAGAAAGAUUACAAGGAUGGCAAGUACUCUCAAGUGACCUCUAACGCUCUUGACAUGAAGCUUAGAGAUGACUUGGAGCGUUUGAAGAAAAUAAGGAAUCAUCGUGGGCUUCGUCACUAUUGGGGUCUCCGGGUUCGUGGACAGCAUACCAAGACCACCGGUCGCAGGGGAAAGACUGUUGGUGUCUCCAAGAAACGAUAAGUUUGUUUUCACUUGUUUUGGUUUAGAAGAUAUCUUCUUGAACCUUUAUUCACAUCGAUUCGAAAAGGUGUUAUGGUCUUUAAGUUUUAGGAUUUCAUAUGAAGAAGGAAUUGCUGUUGAGUUUUGUUCUCUAGUUUGUUUGACUUGAAAUCAUUUAUUGGGCAUGUUGUCGGGGACCCAUUUUUUCUAUUUUAUAACUAUUAAUUUUAAGUAAACCAGUUUCGUAUA
Messenger RNA from Helianthus annuus (common sunflower), 843 nucleotides. Its product is annotated as 40S ribosomal protein S18. The record is from RefSeq and is a predicted model, not a curated record. NCBI's taxonomy places the organism in Eukaryota, Viridiplantae, Streptophyta, Magnoliopsida, Asterales, Asteraceae. The transcript has 5 exons. Gene Ontology annotation, molecular function: structural constituent of ribosome; RNA binding. The coding region runs from base 157 to 615 and encodes 152 amino acids. Gene Ontology annotation, biological process: translation. Gene Ontology annotation, cellular component: ribosome; small ribosomal subunit; cytosol.